This is a messenger RNA of Python bivittatus (Burmese python), 1889 nucleotides long. NCBI's taxonomy places the organism in Eukaryota, Metazoa, Chordata, Lepidosauria, Squamata, Pythonidae. The record is from RefSeq and is a predicted model, not a curated record.
ACUUACUUCCCAUAACAGGAUCCACACAGGGGAGAAACCAUAUAAAUGCAUGGAGUGUAGAAAAUGCUUUACUACUAGCAGUACUCUUACUUCCCAUAACAGGAUCCACACAGGGGAGAAGCCAUAUAAAUGCAUGGAGUGUGGAAAGGGCUUCAGAAUGAGGAAACAACUUAUUGCCCAUAAAUCGAUCCACACAGGGGACAAGCCAUACAAGAGCAUGAAGUGUGGAAAGAGCUUUCGUACUAGGGGUGAACUUACUUCCCAUAACAGGAUCCACACAGGGGAGAAGCCAUAUAAAUGCAUGGAGUGUGGAAAGGGCUUCAGAAUGAGGAAACAACUUAUUGCCCAUAAAUCGAUCCACACAGGGGACAAGCCAUACAAGUGCAUGAAGUGUGGAAAGAGCUUUCGUACUAGGGGUGAACUUACUUCCCAUAACAGGAUCCACACAGGAGAGAAGCCAUGUAAGUGCCUCGAGUGUGGAAAGAGCUUUACUACUAGGAGUGAUCUUACUUCCCAUCAUAAAAGGACGCACACAGGGGAGAAACCAUAUAAAUGCAUGGAGUGUGGAAAGAGCUUUACUACUAGGAGGGAACUUACUUCCCAUAAAAGGAUCCACACAGGGGAGAAGCCAUAUAAAUGCAUGGAGUGUGGAAAGAGCUUUACUACUAGGAGGGAACUUACUUCCCAUAAAAGGAUCCACACAGGGGAGAAGCCAUAUAAAUGCAUGGAGUGUGGAAAGAGCUUUACUACUAGGAGGGAACUUACUUCCCAUAAAAGGAUCCACACAGGGGAGAAGCCAUAUAAAUGCAUGGAGUGUGGAAAGGCUUUUAGUGAAAACGGUCAUCUUACUUCCCAUCAUAAAAGGAUCCACACAGGGGAAAAACCACAUGAAUGCAUGGAGUGUGGAAAGAACUUUCCUACUAGGAGUGAACUUACUUCCCAUAACAGGAUCCACACAGGGGAGAAACCAUAUGAAUGCAUGGAGUGUGGAAAGGCUUUUAGUAGAAAGAGUAAUCUUACUUCCCAUCAUAAAAGGAUCCACACUGGGGAGAAGCCAUAUAAGUGCACGGACUGUGGAAAGACUUUUACUAAAAACAGUUCUCUUAUUUCUCAUAACAGGAAGAAGCCAUAUAAAUGCAUGGAAUGUGGAAAGAGCUUUACUACUAGUAGUUCUCUUACUUCCCAUAAAUGGAUCCACACAGGGGACAAGCCAUAUAAGUGCACAGAGUGUGGAAAGAGCUUUACUAUUAGCAGUUCUCUUACUUCCCAUAACAGGAUCCACACAGGGGAGAAGCCAUAUAAAUGCAUGGAAUGUGGAAAGAGCUUUACUACUAGUAGUUCUCUUACUUCCCAUAAAUGGAUCCACACAGGGGACAAGCCAUAUAAGUGCACAGAGUGUGGAAAGAGCUUUACUAUUAGCAGUUCUCUUACUUCCCAUAACAGGAUCCACACAGGGGAGAAGCCAUAUAAAUGCAUGGAGUGUGGUAAGACUUUUCGUCAAAACAGUACUCUUACUUCCCAUCAUAAAAGGAUCCACACAGGGGAGAAACCAUAUUAAUGCAUGGAGUGUCGAAAGAGUUUCUCUAAUAAUACAUGCCUUAUAAAUCAUAAAAGGCCAGCAAUGUUUGGUAACCAGAAGGUAAGCCGUGAGAAAUCAGAGAAGCCCUGAGUGUAGCCAAUGUUGUCAACUAAAGUUUUGAAGUCCUCUAUGCUUCCCUCUCUCAAUUUAGAAUUAUCAACCGAAUUAAAAGAGCAAAUGUCUCAAGGAGGGAGAAGGGAAAUGGCUCAGGCAUUGAAUACAGGGCAGUCCACCCCUGGGGAGUACUUGGGGCUCUCUGAGGUUGGUCGUUUUCUUGGAAACGUUUCUUGCUAGCACUGAAGAUGUAACC